Molecule: messenger RNA, 5594 nt
Organism: Prionailurus viverrinus (fishing cat)
Lineage: Eukaryota; Metazoa; Chordata; Mammalia; Carnivora; Felidae
Gene: HCN3
Product: hyperpolarization activated cyclic nucleotide gated potassium channel 3
Exons: 8
Coding region: 2403-4745 (780 amino acids)
Biological process (GO): transmembrane transport; potassium ion transport
Cellular component (GO): membrane
Molecular function (GO): voltage-gated potassium channel activity
Source: RefSeq, a predicted model, not a curated record
GCGGGGGCGCGGGGGUUCCAGCGCGCCGGCGGCGGGGCGCGGGGUCGGCCGGGCGCGUUCAGUCCCGCCGCGCGGCCUUUCUGCUCGGCUCGUUCCUGUGUCUUGCGCCGUCUUCAUGACACUUCUGCGGCUUACUUUGUGAGGUUUGGAGGUUUAAAAGGGACCUGGAAGUUGUCAUUCACGAGUGUCGCCCCUCCACACAGCUUUUGAGGCGUGGUGGUGAGGUCUGAUUGUCCGGCACGGCCAGUAAAUAUCCAGUUCUUAAAACAGCCCAGUUACCUAGCCGCCGCAAGGAGGGGCGGCUCCCUUUUGUCCUGAGCGAAAGGUACGCACCUGUGGGUCAGGAGGUAAGGCCCUGGAGGAAGGGUUUGAGAAAAGGAGGGAUGGAGAAUCAGGUGCUGAAAGAGGGGGAGACACUCGAGAACUGUAUGUUCCGAACUCACACAUAAUACAUGGGAAGUGUAAAUGAACUGAGUUGGAAAAGGGGCUGGGGGGGGGGGGGGGGGAGAAGAGGAAGGAGGAGACCUUGAGACAAACUGGACCGAGUUAGGACCGAGUUAGAGGAACUGAGACAUAGAAAGGAAAAAGAAAAAAUAACCUGAGAGUAAUUAUAUUAAUUCAGGACAUAUCAGAGGGGAGCUGGGAUGGAAGGUAGUUAGAUGGAGAUUAGAUCGGUUAGCCAGAAAUGGUUUAGGAAAGGUUCCCUAAAAUAGAAGAGUAAGGGUAAUGAAGCGGUUGGAAGGAAAGAGGGGAAAAUUCCCUUCCUCUUCCACGAACACCUUUCCGGAUCAUGCGUUCAUUCAGCAAGCAUUUACUGAGUAUCCACGGUGUGUGCCAGGCGCAAGGCUUCUGUUCUUUGGAACCCCACAGUCUAAUGGGAGAGAAAGACCUGUAAACGAAUAAUGGCAGCCUUGUGACAAGAGCUGCCAUGAACACUGUAAGAAGGCUCUGGACUAGAGGCACUUGGGUGGCUCAGUUGGUUAAGUAUCAGACUCUUCACCUGAGGUCAUGAUCCCACAGUUGGUGAGUUUGAGCCCCAAGUCAGGCUCUGCACUGAUAAUGUGGAGCCUGCUUGGGAUACUGUCUCUCCCUUUCUGCCCCUUCCCCAGUUGUUCUCUCUCUCUCUCUCUCUCUCUCUCUCUCUCUCUCAAAAUAAAUAAAUUUUAAAGAAAGAAAGAAAGCCCUGGAUUAGAUCUAGUUGGGGAAAGGAGACUUGGAAGUGUGUUUCUAAGUUUCCUAGAGGAGAUACUAUGUGAGGCAACACUUGGAAAGUGAAUUGGAAAAGCAUACCGGGCAGAGAAAGUAUUUGCAGAGGGCUGGAGACAAGGUAGAACAAAGCCUUUCAGCAUGAUUAGAGUCCUGGCUUUCAAGAGAGGGACUAUCAGAAGAGAGGCUAUUGAAAUUAGGUCCAAAUUUUGCAGGGCCUGGUAGGUCAUUUUAAGGAGCUUACAGGUAACCUUCCCUACAGAAGAUGGAGAGGUUUGAAGGACAUGUUGCAUUUGAAUCUUAGGAAGGUAACUCUGGCAGACUGUGGGAAAAGAAUUGGCCUGAGAGAGUAUAGAGCCCCUUAUAGAGGCUUCUGAAAUAACCUAGGUGAAAAAAUGCUGAAGGCUUGAAAUAAGUCAGUGGCAAUAAGAAACGGAGAUGAGGGGAAGAGUUUGAGAUGUUUGGGAACUUCUAGCACUGAACAUCACACAGCACUGCAGUCUCCUUGUUCUGUCUGCAUACGGGCACAGCCGAGCUUGGCUUUACAGCAGGACUUUUGUAUUCAACUUUGUAUCCGAAGUCACUCUUGCUGAAAGUUAGCAGUAUGAAUUUGCAAAUGAAAUACUAGGAGGAAUAUGGAGAAGACGAGAAGAAAGGAGUAUGCCUAGGAGAGUGCUGAGAGGAAGACAGUGAAAUGCAGGAAGUCCGUGAAUUGGAAUGACCGUUCCCCACCUCUUCUUUGGUCCCCAAUUCCUCGCCCUCCGGAGACUCCGGGAUCUGCAACCAGCGUCCGCUUUUCCCGCCAUUCACGGACGGCUCCGCCUCCCUAGAGCUCAUUGGCUAAGAGCUCAUCAACACCAGAUCACGCCCCCUUCGUGACUCCGGCUGUGUUUCCCUGCCUCUUCCUCCCUUACUUGGGGGCCCGCCCCCAUCUGCUAGGCCACGCCCAUGCCGGAGUCUUCCCUGGAGGCGGGCUUCCUUGGCCCCGCCCUCUCCUGGGGAGGCUCCCGCCAGGGGGCGCCGCGCAACCCGCCGCCUGCCUCCCGCCCGCGAGUCUGGCGCACACACCCCCUCCGCCCCGCGAGCCGGCAGCUCGGAGCCCGCCGGGCUGCGCCGGCUCCUGCUCCGGGAGGGGUCGGCGUCCCGGAUGGCCGCGGCAGGGUCUAGGACGCCAAGCGUGUAAGCCACCGGGCAUCAUGGAGGCAGAGCAGCGGCCGACUACGGGAGCUGGCGAACGGGCGACCCCUGGGCUGGAAGCGGCGCCUCUGGCUGCUCCGGCGCCUGUGACCGCGGCCUCAGGACCGCUGCCCGGGUCUGGGCCCGAGCCCAAGAGAAGGCAACUCGGGACGCUGCUCCAGCCCACGGUCAACAAGUUCUCCCUUCGCGUGUUCGGCAGCCACAAGGCAGUGGAAAUCGAGCAGGAGAGGGUCAAGUCAGCGGGGGCCUGGAUCAUCCACCCCUACAGCGACUUCCGGUUUUACUGGGACCUGAUCAUGCUCCUGCUGAUGGUGGGGAACCUCAUUGUGCUGCCUGUGGGCAUCACCUUCUUCAAGGAGGAGAACUCCCCACCUUGGAUCGUCUUCAAUGUCCUCUCUGACACUUUCUUCCUGUUGGAUCUGGUACUCAACUUCCGCACAGGCAUCGUGGUAGAGGAGGGUGCUGAAAUCCUGCUGGCCCCUCGCGCCAUCCGGUCUCACUACCUGCGCACCUGGUUCCUGGUCGACCUCAUCUCCUCCAUCCCCGUGGAUUACAUCUUCCUGGUGGUGGAGCUGGAGCCACGACUGGACGCCGAGGUCUACAAGACAGCGCGGGCCCUACGCAUUGUGCGCUUCACCAAGAUCCUCAGCCUCCUGCGGCUGCUCCGCCUCUCCCGCCUCAUCCGCUACAUACACCAGUGGGAGGAGAUCUUUCACAUGACCUAUGACCUGGCGAGCGCGGUGGUUCGCAUCUUCAACCUCAUCGGGAUGAUGCUGCUGCUGUGUCACUGGGACGGCUGCCUGCAGUUCCUGGUCCCCAUGCUGCAGGACUUCCCCCCUGACUGCUGGGUCUCCAUCAACCACAUGGCGAACCACUCGUGGGGACGCCAGUACUCCCACGCCCUGUUCAAGGCCAUGAGCCACAUGCUGUGCAUUGGCUACGGGCAGCAGGCACCUGUCGGCAUGCCCGACGUCUGGCUCACCAUGCUCAGCAUGAUCGUGGGCGCCACGUGCUACGCCAUGUUCAUUGGCCAUGCCACCGCCCUCAUCCAGUCCCUGGACUCUUCCCGACGUCAGUACCAGGAGAAGUACAAGCAGGUGGAGCAGUACAUGGCCUUCCACAAGCUGCCCGCCGACACCCGGCAGCGCAUCCACGAGUACUACGAGCACCGCUACCAGGGCAAGAUGUUCGACGAAGAGAGCAUCCUGGGCGAGCUGAGCGAGCCGCUUCGGGAGGAGAUCAUUAACUUCACCUGCCGCGGCCUGGUGGCCCACAUGCCACUGUUCGCCCACGCCGACCCCAGCUUCGUCACAGCGGUGCUCACCAAGCUGCACUUUGAGGUCUUCCAGCCAGGGGACCUCGUGGUGCGCGAGGGCUCCGUGGGCAGGAAGAUGUACUUCAUACAGCACGGGCUGCUCAGCGUGCUGGCGCGCGGUGCCCGGGACACCCGCCUCACCGAUGGAUCCUACUUUGGGGAGAUCUGUCUGCUGACGCGGGGCCGGCGCACGGCCAGCGUGCGCGCUGACACCUACUGCCGCCUGUACUCGCUCAGCGUGGACCACUUCAACGCCGUGCUGGAAGAGUUCCCCAUGAUGCGCCGGGCCUUCGAGACGGUAGCCAUGGACCGGCUGCGCCGCAUCGGCAAGAAGAAUUCUGUCCUGCAGCGGAAACGCUCCGAACCAAGUCCGGGCAGCAGCGGGGGCACCAUGGAGCAGCACUUGGUGCAGCACGACAGGGACAUGGCCCGGGGCGUUCGGGGCCUAGCCCCAGGCACAGGAGCUCGGCUCAGCGGAAAGCCAGUGCUGUGGGAGCCCCUGGUGCACGCGCCUCUGCAGGCGGCCGCCGUGACCUCCAGUGUGGCCAUCGCCCUGACUCACCAGCGGGGCCCUCUGCCCCUCUCCCCUGACUCUCCAGCUACCCUCCUCGCUCGCUCUGCCCGACGCUCAGCAGGCUCCCCGGCCUCCCCACUAGUGCCCGUCCGAGCUGGCCCUCUGCUGGCCCGGGGCCCGUGGGCAUCCACCUCCCGCCUGCCUGCCCCACCUGCCCGAACCCUUCAUGCCAGCCUGUCCCGGGCUGGGCGCUCCCAGGUGUCGUUGCUGGGUCCCCCCCCGGGAGGAGGUGGACGGCGACUAGGACUUCGGGGCCGUCCCCUCUCCGCCUCCCAACCCUCUCUGCCUCAGCGGGCAGCUGGUGAUGGCUCUCCUGGGCGUAAGGGCUCAGGAAGUGAACGCCUGUCCUCCUCAGGACUCCUGGCCAAGCUGCCAGGGACAGCUCAGUCGCCCAGGCCAUCAGCGCCUGAGCCAGCUGCCCCCCGGGGCCCCCAGCUCUCUGCCAACAUGUGAAACCCUUGGGUAAGCUCUUGGGUGCGCCAGUGUGUGCCCGAGGGCAGAUGCCUCUUGGGGAGGGCCAAGGAGACCCGAAACACGGCCCUGUGGGAAUAUCUCCCCAGGAGAUGGCCUCUGUCCUCAGCUCAGGCACCCUGCAGCCUGUCUGACAUCCUCCUAAUCCACUCACCCGUUCAUCAAACGUACUGAGCGCCUACCACAUUCAAGACACUGUGCCAGGCGCUACAUGUCUUCACUGCCAAGUAGAAGUGACUCUAAGGCCUCCGAGCAGGGUGUUCCCCUGGGAUAGUCCUGCCAGGCGCAGGCUCAGCCCCAGGCCCCCGCCUCACGAAGCACAAGUCCUUGUCCCUCCCCCCAUCACUGCCAAGCAACUAGAUGUCUCUGUUUCCCUGCCCUUGACCCCACAGGAACCACCUGCUGUGGGUUGACUUCUGUCUCCCUGGCACAGCCGGGCACUGCCAGUCACCUGUGCCUCCGCUGCUGUCAACAGAUAUCUUGGCUCCCCAGCGUGGGCACCCACCAUCACUGCCGCGUGUGGCCCCUCCCCCUCCAUGCCUCCUGCCCCCCCCCCACUACUGUGGGAACACCUGUCUCCUGUCAAGUUUGCUGCACCUUCUGUCCCUGUGGUACAACUGUCUUUGUAAACUGGGAGCAGCCUCUUCCCUGCCCCAGUGGUGUCCCCCUUGAGGCCAAGGGACGGUUGGCACGUCCCUAUUUAAUGUGCCAGCCUGGAUCCCCCAGGUGGGGGGCAAGCGGCUGAAUCCUUAGGUGGCCAUUUUUUUCUUUCCUUCCUCCCUUCCUUGUUUAUUCUUAUUUAUUCAAUCAUGUAAUAAUUGUAUUUAUUCA